Suillus fuscotomentosus is the source of this 445-nucleotide messenger RNA. RefSeq lists its product as uncharacterized. The transcript has a single exon. The record is from RefSeq and is a predicted model, not a curated record. NCBI's taxonomy places the organism in Eukaryota, Fungi, Basidiomycota, Agaricomycetes, Boletales, Suillaceae. The coding region runs from base 104 to 397 and encodes 97 amino acids.
CAAAUUUUCCACUUAUAUCCUCCAUUCCUAGUUCGGCUCCAUCGGCGAUUCGACUGCGAUCGCUAUUUGAUGAGGAGAUUCGGUGGGCGCGUGGACUCCCUCAAUGAGCUCUACUACUCCCAUCUUCAUCUCCGCCCACACAUGUAUGAGUCUAGGGACAUUAACUUUCGGGCCCGCCUGCGCCCAGACUCGGAAUAUGAUUGCACACGUCGAAACGAAGAACAAUAUUAAUGCAGCGGUGGAAAAAUAUAAGCGUGCACGUCGAGCACUGGAACCAUGGGCUAGGAGGAAAUGCUCCCCCUCGUGGGAGAUUCGGUGGGUGCAGGCUCACGGUCCACGGACUCCCUCAAUGAGCUCCGCACCCAUCUUCAUCUACGCUCACUCAUGUACAAAUUAACUUUUGGGGCGUGCCCAGAAUUUGACUGUACCCGUCGAAACGAAGAAA